Exaiptasia diaphana is the source of this 1005-nucleotide messenger RNA. RefSeq lists its product as uncharacterized. Bases 1 to 1005 code for a protein of 334 amino acids. The record is from RefSeq and is a predicted model, not a curated record. Lineage: Eukaryota; Metazoa; Cnidaria; Anthozoa; Actiniaria; Aiptasiidae. Gene Ontology annotation, biological process: regulation of DNA-templated transcription. The transcript has a single exon. Gene Ontology annotation, molecular function: DNA binding.
AUGUCCUGGAGAAGAAAUAUGGUUGGUGGUCAUUAUUCCUAUGGUAGUGGGUAUCCAAUGCAAAAGAGAAUUGAAGUCAUCGUAACCUACAUAAAUUCUGGGUMGUAUUGUGCCACAGCGCGUAUCUGUAAAGUAAGCUACAACAGUGUAAGAAASCUCGUGGAGCUAUUUCAACAAAAGGCCUCAUUGCUGCCUCAGUUCCGUAACAAUUCUCGACCAAACAAAAUACCUUGGUUGGAGACCUAUGUAGAGGCCAUUCWUGUUCUUUACCCAACAAUGUACAUAAAAGAAAUACAACAGCUGGUUGUGGACGACUUUGGUCUGACGYCACAAGACACUCCGUCAUGUUCUUGGAUUAGAAAACUGCUGAGAAGGGCUCAUAUAACCAGGAAGAAGUGCACUGUUGUUGCAAUAGAACGGUUUACACCAUAUAUUUAUCUACAGCGGCAGAAUUUUUUCCAGUGGCGACAAACUGUAGAUCCAAGGGAUAUUUAUUUCUUCGAUWAGAGUUCAUUUUCUUCUGAAACCGAUCAACGUAAGUAUGGAUACAGCGAGUGUGGUUUUGCACUACCAGCAUACCGGAACAAGAGGCCAACAUUGAGUAAUUCARUUCUAAGUGCCAUAGGCUAUCGAGAGGGGGUUCUUAUGGCUAUWCCCGUUCAAGGAAGUUUCAAUGUUGAGCUUGUGAAUGAAGUCAUUCAACAUCAAAUUUUGCCAUUAAUUCCUAACAAUUGUUAUCUAGUGGCGGACAACGCAAGGGUACACAAUGAGGCAGGUCUAGCUGCCAUUCUAAAUGCAAAGAAUAUAACACUUGUGAUGUUGCCUACCUAUAGCUAUGAUCUUAAUCCAAUAGAGAUGGUGUUCGGUCUAGUCAAAGCCCUCGUUCGGAAGACACCAGGGAAAAUUCAAGAAAAUAUGCUUCUAGCUGUUGUUAACGGUUUUAUCCAAUUGCCCGCAGUAUGCGUAAGGAAUUUUCACGCUCGGUCGUGGAGAAUAUUUCGCUAG